Molecule: messenger RNA, 411 nt
Organism: Penicillium antarcticum
Lineage: Eukaryota; Fungi; Ascomycota; Eurotiomycetes; Eurotiales; Aspergillaceae
Product: thioredoxin family protein
Exons: 3
Coding region: 1-411 (136 amino acids)
Molecular function (GO): protein-disulfide reductase activity
Source: RefSeq, a predicted model, not a curated record
AUGGAGCUCAAGACGAUUCUGAUCCUUACCGCGAUUUACAUUGCCGUUCGCAUAUUCCUCAAGACCAGAAACUCUUCAGCCCCCAUCAUGGCUCACGGAAAGGUCACCGAGAUUGACAACGCCGUCAUCUUCAAGGCCCUCACCUCCUCCGGCCCCGUCGUCGUCGACUUCUUCGCUACGUGGUGUGGUCCCUGCAAGGCUGUUGCUCCCGUUGUCGGCAAGCUCAGCGAGCAAUAUAACAACGUUCGUUUCAUCCAGGUGGACGUGGACAAGCUGCAAUCCGUGGCGAAAGAGCUCAGCGUGAAUGCUAUGCCUACCUUUGUGGUGUUCAAGGAUGGCAAGGAAGUUGACCGUGUCGUUGGUGGAGAUAUGAAGAAGCUCGAGACCCAGAUCAAGGCGAUCACCGCAUAA